AUGAGCGGUUGUGGGCUCUUCUUGUGCUCGGUGGCGGCGCGCUUUUGCCGCGCUCCAGCGGCCUUCACCGUGAGCCGGCGCCCGCUGCUCACCAGUCCGCCGAGCCGAGCUUUCGCCAAGGACCUCUUCCUGGGCAAGAUGAAGAAGAAAGAAGUUUUCCCGUUUCCAGAAGUUAGCCAAGAUGAACUUAAGGAAAUUAAUCAGUUUGUGGGACCUGUAGAAAAAUUCUUCACCGAAGAAGUGGACUCUCGAAAAAUUGACCAGGAGGGAAAAAUCCCAGAUGAAACUUUAGAGAAACUGAAGUCCCUGGGGCUUUUUGGAAUGCAAGUCCCAGAAGAAUAUGGUGGCCUGGGCCUCUCCAACACCAUGUACGCGCGGCUGGGAGAGGUCAUCAGCCUGGACACCUCGAUCGCCGUGACUCUGGCGGCUCACCAGGCCAUCGGCCUCAAGGGCAUCAUCUUGGCUGGCAGCAAGGAGCAGAAGGCCAGGUACCUGCCCAGGCUGGCGUCCGGGGAGCACGUGGCCGCCUUCUGCCUGACGGAGCCAUCCAGUGGGAGCGAUGCCGCCUCCAUCCGGACCAGGGCCACGCUCAGUGCAGAUAAGAGGCACUACAUCCUCAACGGUGCCAAGGUCUGGAUCACCAAUGGAGGAUUAGCCAACGUCUUCACUGUGUUUGCAAAAACGGAGGUCGUUGAUUCCGAUGGCUCAGUGAAGGACAAGAUGACAGCCUUCAUAGUAGAGAGAGACUUUGGUGGCGUCACCAACGGGAAACCCGAGGAUAAGAUGGGCAUUCGAGGCUCCAACACCUGCGAGGUCCACUUCGAGAACACCAGGGUGCCCGUGGAGAACGUCCUCGGAGAAGUCGGAGGCGGCUUUAAGGUGGCCAUGAACAUCCUCAACAGCGGGCGCUUCAGCAUGGGCAGCAUGGUGGCCGGGAUGCUCAAGAAGCUGAUCGAAAUGACUGCCGAGUACGCCUGCACGAGGAAACAGUUCAACAGGAACCUCAGUGAGUUCGGCCUGAUUCAGGAGAAGUUUGCCCUGAUGGCACAGAAGGCCUACGUGAUGGAAAGCAUGGCCUACCUCACGGCGGCGAUGCUGGACGCGCCUGGCUUCCCCGACUGCUCCAUCGAGGCCGCCAUGGUGAAGGUGUUCAGCUCCGAGGGCGCCUGGACGUGUGUGAGCGAGGCGCUGCAGAUCCUCGGCGGCUCGGGCUACAUCAGGGACUACCCGUACGAGCGCCUCCUGCGCGACAGCCGCAUCCUGCUCAUCUUCGAGGGAACCAACGAGAUCCUCCGCAUGUACAUCGCCCUGACAGGCCUGCAGCACGCCGGCCGCAUUCUGACUGCAAGGGUCAAUGAGCUCAAACGGGGCAACGUGACCACCAUCAUGGAGACCGUGGGCCAGAGGCUUCGGGACUCCCUGGGCCGCACCGUGGACCUGGGUCUGACAGGGAAGCUUGGAGUUGUACACCCCAGCCUCGCGGACGGCGCCCACAAGCUCGAGGAAAACGUGUACUACUUCGGCCGCUCCGUGGAGACCCUGCUGCUUCGCUUUGGCAAGGCCAUCGUGGAGGAGCAGCUGGUCUUGAAGCGAGUGGCCAACGUGCUCAUGAACCUGUACGGGAUGACAGCUGUGCUGUCUCGGGCCAGCCGCUCCAUCCGCCUGGGGCUGCGUGACCACGACCACGAGGUUCUGUUGGCCAACAUCUUCUGCUCAGAAGCUUACCACCAGAAUCUCUUCACCCUGUCUCAGCUGGACAAGCAUUCUCCAGAAAACCUGGAUGAACUGGUCAAGAAGGUGUCCCAGCAGAUCCUGGAGAAGCGGGCCUACAUCUGCACCCACCCUCUAGACCGGGCGCCCUGA
Rangifer tarandus platyrhynchus (Svalbard reindeer) is the source of this 1863-nucleotide messenger RNA. Lineage: Eukaryota; Metazoa; Chordata; Mammalia; Artiodactyla; Cervidae. The record is from the annotation of a GenBank genome assembly.